GGAACGCGACUCGUACCAUGCGAACAGGUUUAACGCGUUAUGACGGAGAAUCUAGAACGCCUUUACCCAGUGAAGACGAUCCUUUUUUCUUUUCGGAAAUCGAUUUAUUAAAUCCAAGACAAUCCUAUCAAAAAUUGCGGUACCAAAGUCAGUAUAUAAAAGGAUCUAAGAAAACUUCGUCGGAUUUCAUCAAUACGUCUACUAGAAGCUCCGACUGUUGUUACUGUUGUUGUUGUUGUUGCGAUAAAGUCGAGACAAAAUUACUACCCGAGAGUAUAAUUAAAAAUACUAGAGAGCGUCGCGCACCGAGAGUUCAAUACUUCACAGAUUGUAGUCUUAGAAAGAAACAUGAGGUAACUUUCGCCAGGGAGGAGUCUUCCAACAGCGACGAGGAUAUUAGCGGUAAAUCUCCCACGAAACUUUGGAGGGAAAAGAGUACACCGCGAAUAGUCCGAGCGAUCCGCCGUCACAGCAGAAAAUUCGAGCCGGUCGACGGUGAGGAUCGAUCGGAAUCGCCGCGGCCUGGAAACAGCAAGAGCAGCGUGGUCGUUCUGUAUCACGAGAAAUCGCCCAUACCACCUCCCAGAGCCGUUCGGUCGGAACAAAUAAUUCCGCGAGCACCGAGUCCACCGGUGGUACACACCGUUCGAUCCCCGCGUCAGGAGAGGUCGCAUCUGGUCGAAACUCCGGAGGAUCGAUCUCCUGUGUAUCCAAUUGGCCGAAGAAAAGCUACUUUGAGACGACGUCGACGUUUAUCAAAGCGGCGAAGACCAGUCAACCCGAACAUUUAUCAGGAUAGCCGUGUAGCAGAGGCUGUAUCCUUGCCCAGAGAUCAUUGCGCCGCCUGCUCGAAGGAGGUUCAGUUUCCGGAACAGAGACCUGAUCUGGCUAGAUACACAGUCAAGCCCGCAAAAAAUUUGAUUACAUCGGGAGGAGACACUUCCACCCUGCAUGAGGACGAUUCGGACGAUCUUGAUCGAAAUAGGAAAUCGAACGUCCAAACCUUUGGGGAACGAUGUCGUCCCUCUGAUAAUUCCGUUUUGAAACUAAUGGCUCGUUCCAGUCCGGGAAGAGACGGCGAUUGCGAUCAACGGAGAAACGAAACAGCUUGUACGAACUUGGCGUAUCUCAUGCAGCAGAUGCACUCACGGCCAAGGGAACGAGGCGACGACCGAACAUUUAUUAGCGUAAACGACGGAGACUCGAGGCGAGUGUUCCCAUUCCAGUCGACUCCCAGCGGUAAUUUAAAGAUAGUUCCUAAUCAGGUGGUGUUCGAAUCGAGAAAGGUGAGCGUGUUGGUAGCCGAUCCGCAACACACAAAAGUGAACAUCAAGGCCGAGCUGAAUAGGGCCGGAAACGAGAUCGGUGGUCGCAUAUCAGAGUGUUCGACGCGACCCAAGAUCGUCGAUCAUAUAUCAACGUCAACGAUCAAUCAAUCGCGAUCACAGAAGAGAUUGCCGAUAGAGGACGAAUACAAAGCCGCGAUGCACCCGUUUAAAUCGAAACUCGCUCAGAUGGAGAUGAUGGAACAGAAGCAACAGCCGACACCGUCGGCGUCGCGCGAAACACCGCUGUUACGAGAGGUGCCACUCUCCACGCUCGGAUUUACGAGAGAGCAACCAAUCGAUUGGGAUAACAUAAUUCUACCGGAGAAGACCGACCUGUACCAGGAGUUAGCCAGGCGUAUCACAAAUUACAAGAAUGCCGAUUGCAUCGUGCGAAUCGAUCAAGACGAAUUUCAUUGCCACCUCCUGGUGCUGCAGAGCUACAGCAGCUUCUUCGACGAGAAGAAUUGCAAGGAGAUCGAUCUAACCGGGACCGGCGUAUCUUCGAAGGCGUUUUCAAUCAUCUACGAUUGGAUGAUCAGCCCGCAGGGUGAAAGUUGUCGUCUGCUACAGAGAGACAACAUUCUUGAAAUUUUUACCGCCGCUCAGUACCUCGGGAUUAAAGAACUCGAAGAGCAAUGCUGGGCUUUCGUGGACAACGACGAAUUAUUCUCAGAGGAUACCGCCUUCUUGUUGUACCUCGAAGCAAAGCAAAUUCGAAACACUGCAGUUAUGGAACUGAUGGUGCCGAGAAUCAUGAAAUUCUUUUUGAUGCUCGUCAGUACCAAGGAUUUUCUGGAGUUGUCGGUGGACGAAUUAUGUCUCUUGUUGAAAUCAAACUACAUUUGUGUCAAUAGUGAAAUGGAAGUACUUAUGUCCGCCGUACGAUGGAUGAUGCACGACUGGGAGAACAGGAAGCAGCACAUGUUGGAAGUUCUAAAGUGCGUUCGAUUCGGACUGAUCGCGCCCUGGCAAUUGGUAGAUGUUAAAAGAAACCCGGAAAACCCCGAAUUUAUGGAGUUGAUGUCUUAUCCUGAGGUGCAGAAGAUGGUUGACGACGGCCUAGCUUUCGUCAUUAUAAAAUACUGGUACGGUAACCAAACGGAAGAUUACUAUCACUGGAUCGACUUGCUGGGACUUACGGAACCGACCAAUCGAAACUGGGCUGGAGAGGACAAGAAUUACGUGACGUAUCGAGAGUUUUUGCUUUACCUCGAGGAGUAUCAGAGAACGAAACUUUCGGAAUUGAAACAGCGGAAGGGCCGCUCAAAAUCCGCCUCUAUAAAUUCACCCCAUAACGAUUACACAUGUGCACCUCCCAGAGCAUCAAAUAAUUACAUACAAAGCUCGGGAGAUACUGGUGCUAUCCACGAGGCUGCGAUGCACUCGAGACAUUCAAAACCAGCGCCUCAGAAUUAUUUACCGCUAGUGAUGCCGGAGGGCAUGAUGAUGCCACCAAAAUUUAUGAACGAGUACCUGAGCAGCCUGGAGAGAAGCAAAGGGAACGGUCACGAAAGAAAUGUCGUCUACGAUACAAGAUUUAGCGGCGGCGGCGAAUCGCCGAAGAUAUCCUACAGACCAUCGAACAUCGAGAAACACAAACAAGAACACUGUCUGCGCGGCGUAAAUUUACCGGACGUCGAUAAAUUGGAUUACGAGAGCCAGCAGCAGGAAAAGAACGCGGCGGAUGUUUGCCGAUGCCAGCAACAGCGCGAGUCGAAUUUCAUAUUUUCCGCGAGAAAUCAGCAGGCGAGAUGUAAGAUGCCGAGGGAGCCGGAAGAACGGGCAGAUUCCGGUAAAUCCGAGGAGGAGGCCGCCACUACGAUACAGGCAGUUUACAGGGGAUACAAGGCUCGAAGAAGACUCGACGAAAUAAAAAUAUCAGCGUCAGAAGGGAAACGAAAUAUCAAGAAGGUAGCUGAACUUUUAGCGAUACCGAUGAUCGAAACAUCUCGCAACCCCUCAGUGGAACCUAUCAAAAUAUCGACCAGUUCAGGGAAUCAAAUGAGACACGGGAAAGACGGCACAUCGGUCUUGUUAAGUCCUAGGAAAGGAAGUCGGGACCAUUCGAUUGUACGAAAACAGAAUUCGAACUGCACCGGCAAUCAACUGAACGAAGUAAUAAGUCUUAUCAUGCUUAUCAGAGGUGCCUAAUCGUAAAACAAAUUAAUAUCGCAGUUCGAUACGUGUUACUCGAUCGAAGAUCAAAGAACACAGAAAGUUACUCAAAACUUGAAGUCUAUCAAAACUAUCAAGUCGCCGGUAUUUUUCUCUAACUACGACGGCAGAACAAGCUCUCCGUCCGAGAACACGGAUACGGACGAUCUUUUCUCUCCACGCGCAGAAUUGAAAUCUGUGACGAAUUUCGACGAUGGUAUCGGAACGGAUAAAAAAAUCAGUGACAUGAAUCACUCCGACGGUGAUAAUAUGCAGCGAGUUAAACCCAACGCUAAAAAUGUUCAGACGCGAUCUAACAACUACAAAAGGCCUUUGCCGCAAAGGAUCAGCAAUAGCGUGAUCGCUUCUAAUACAGACGGAUACUACCUCGACAGUUCUCUAUUCUUUCCCGACCGAGAAUCGGUUCUCGUGUUCGGCGGUGUCGAUCCUCACGAAGAAUACGGCCAAUCCGGAAACACUGGCAAGGACAUAUAUAGGUUCAAACCGGACGAGAAUAUUUGGGAAUUCAUCGGAGAAAUUCCGCGAGCACGACAUCACCAUUCGGUCACUUACUUGAGAGGUCGAAUUUAUAUCGUGGGUGGAGCUGAUCCCUUGGAAGACAAACUUCACAGAAAGAGCAUCGCGGUUGGAAGUGUAUGGAGUUAUGACCCGACAACCAGGACUUGGUUCAAUGAACCUAGCAUGCUGACAGCUAGGAAGGACUUCGGAUUGGUGGUCAGCCACGGGAAAAUGUACGCGAUAGGAGGGCAAGGCAGGAACGGGAUGGCAUUGAAAACGAUGGAAGCUUUCGAUCCAUCGGACGGCACGUGGAAGGAAAUGCAACCGAUGCAGAUCGCGAGAGUGGGACCAGCCAGCGUGAAAUAUCGGGAUCUUAUUUGGGUCGCUGGCGGGAUGACAACAUCGAAAAAGGAGCUGUUCUUAAAGGACGUGGAGUGCUACGAUCCGAUUAAAAAUUUAUGGCUAAAAGCAGUGGCUUUGAGGACGCCGAGGUGCUUCGCCUCGUUCUACGUAGUGUCCGAUUGUCUUUACGUGAUCGGCGGGGCAUCGACCACGGAGAACGACACUCAAAGCAUCAACAGCAUCGAUUUAUGGGACGUAAAGGACUGCGUUUGGAGGGAACACACAUAUAUGUCGAUCGCGAGACACGGUCACACUACCGGCUCGAUAGGUGACCAAUUAUUGAUAAUUGGCGGUGUAACGACGGCGUUUAUGAAGACUCUGAACAGCGUCGAGUGUUACUGUUGCGACAUGGGGAAGUGGAUGAAGGGCGUAUCCGCGUUACCGCAUCCAGUUUCCGGUCACGGAACCGUUUCCUUGCCACCGGCGAAUCUUCUGAUAAAUCGCUGAAUACUGUAAAAUAAAGGUCGCCAUGUAGCUUCAGGUGCCGCGUUUGAUAAUCGCCGCGUCGGGUUCUCGUUCGAUCAUUGUCACUCGUAUUUAAUACGUAGCACUUUAUACAUCUCUGCCGUUUUACUAUUUACAAAUCUUUAUACGAUCUUUUUAAUCGUCCAACGUAUAUCACGAAUAAAAACGUAUUGCGAGAA
This is a messenger RNA of Ceratina calcarata, 5047 nucleotides long. RefSeq lists its product as uncharacterized. Gene Ontology annotation, molecular function: protein binding. The transcript has 27 exons. Lineage: Eukaryota; Metazoa; Arthropoda; Insecta; Hymenoptera; Apidae. The record is from RefSeq and is a predicted model, not a curated record.